UUGCCAUGGAGCUGCAAGAAUGGGGAACAAACAGACCAUCUUUACAUCCCAGCAACUGGACGCAUAUCAGGACUGCACUUAUUUCACCAGAAAAGAAAUUCUGAGACUGUUUCAUCGAUACCGAGAUCUGGCUCCGCAGCUCGUGCCGCUGGACUACACGAACCAACCGGAAGUGCGUUUGCCCUACGAGCUGAUCGGCAGCAUGCCGGAGCUGAAGGAUAACCCGUUCAGGCAGAGGAUCGCUGAGGUUUUCUCAGAGGAUGGAGAAGGGAACAUGACUUUGGACGACUUUCUGGACAUGUUUUCAGUGCUGAGUGAAAUGGCCCCACGGGACCUGAAGGCCUAUUACGCUUUUAAAAUCUACGACUUCAACAACGAUGACUUCAUCUGUAAAUCAGAUCUGGAGAAAACCUUAAAUAAGCUGACGCGUAACGAGCUGACCGAGGAUGAGGUGAGGAUGGUGUGUGAGAAGGUGAUUGAUGAAGCUGAUCUGGACAAUGACGGCCGUCUGUCUCUAGAGGAUUUCCAGCACAUGAUCGUGAGAGCGCCUGACUUCCUCAGCACCUUCCACAUCAGGAUAUGAAGAUCAUCUGGACACUGAACAACAGGACAAUUACUUUCUAAAGAAGAUCUUUCUCUGCAGAUUCAGAAGUCAGGGACAGAUGUUGGCUUAUGUUAAAAUUUAAAACACAGAAAUAAAGAAGGCACCUGUUUAAUAAAAUAUAAGGAUACUUCUCUUAAACAUAAGCAAAUACUGUGUGCAAAAAGCAAAGCUUAUUUUUUUGUCAACCAUAUAGAGCUACAGCAAAUCGACACCUGAAAAUAACUCAUCCGUCAAUA
Messenger RNA from Sinocyclocheilus anshuiensis, 840 nucleotides. RefSeq names its product calcium and integrin-binding family member 3-like. NCBI's taxonomy places the organism in Eukaryota, Metazoa, Chordata, Actinopteri, Cypriniformes, Cyprinidae. The record is from RefSeq and is a predicted model, not a curated record. Bases 20 to 583 code for a protein of 187 amino acids. The transcript has 6 exons. Gene Ontology annotation, biological process: calcium ion homeostasis. Gene Ontology annotation, molecular function: magnesium ion binding; calcium ion binding.